Closterium sp. Naga37s-1 is the source of this 966-nucleotide messenger RNA. Lineage: Eukaryota; Viridiplantae; Streptophyta; Zygnematophyceae; Desmidiales; Closteriaceae. The record is from the annotation of a GenBank genome assembly.
AUGAUCGCACUCUCGUGGCUCUGCCAUGCUGCCAGUGCAGCGAUGAGUUGGGCACCUCAUGACUUGUUCAAUGAAGGUGCUGCUGGUGUGGAAAGGGGAGGGGGGUUGGGGGGAGAGCGCACAAGGAAGCCCCACUCUGUCACAAUAGCACAUCCACGGAGUCUCUUCGUGUCAUGCCUCCCUCUUCCUGUCAUGCCUCGCUCUUCCUGUCAUGCCUCGCUCUUCCUGUCAUGCCUCCCUCUUCCUGUCAUGCCUCCCUCUUCCUGCCAUGCCUCGCUCUUCCUGUCAUGCCUCGCUCUUCCUGUCAUGCCUCGCUCUUCCUGUCAUGCCUCCCUCUUCCUGUCAUGCCUCGCUCUUCCUGUCAUGCCUCCCUCUUCCUGUCAUGCCUCGCUCUUCCUGCCAUGCCUCCCUCUUCCUGUCAUGCCUCGCUCUUCCUGUCAUGCCUCCCUCUUCCUGCCAUGCCUCGCUCUUCGUGUCAUGCCUCCCUCUUCCUGUCAUGCCUCCCUCUUCCUGCCAUGCCUCGCUCUUCCUGUCAUGCCUCGCUCUUCCUGUCAUGCCUCGCUCUUCCUGUCAUGCCUCGCUCUUCCUGUCAUGCCUCCCUCUUCCUGCCAUGCCUCGCUCUUCCUGUCAUGCCUCGCUCUUCCUGUCAUGCCUCGCUCUUCCUGUCAUGCCUCGCUCUUCCUGUCAUGCCUCGCUCUUCCAUGCCUCGCUCUUCCUGUCAUGCCUCGCUCUUCCUGUCAUGCCUCCCUCUUCCUGUCAUGCCUUCCUCUUCCUGUCAUGCCUCGCUCUUCCUGCCAUGCUUCCCCUCCUGCCCACCUCCUCCUUCCCCCGCUGACCCACUUCACCGCCACCACUGCUCAUGCUGCGGCCAGCGGCUCGACCAUGCUACCCAGCAAUACUGCAGUGAGGGUCCACGCUGUCUCCAAGCUCACUGGUGGUCGAGAUAAAUGGUCCACACACGGUUAG